UUUUAGUUUUUCGGUGAUAUCUCAGUUAUUUGCAGAUUUUUCAAAAAUUUCAAAUGCAUUUUGUUACUCACAGAGAGGGAAAACUUGGAGACUCCAAUGGUGGAGUCCAUCAAUUUGAACCACCCUGUACAAAAGACAAUGUAUGAUCAAAACACAAUUUAUUCCAGUCAUAUUCCCAUAAAAAAUGUACAAAAUAACAUAGAAACUAGUUCAGGGACAUUAUUGCACCUGGCUAUUUAUUUAUUGCUGACGAAAUUGUAUGUUCUAUAAUUGUUCGCCAAAAACAUUUAUGUUGCGUCCGCUGUGAAAUUGACAACGCGUAAUUUGUCGUCCUAUAGUGCAACGCGUAACUAUGAAUUGUUUCAUUAAAGAAUAUCUGGCGAGGUGUCAGCCAAUUUUAAAUUUAGUUUAAAUGAUUCGGCGGACAACGAAAUCGGCGACGUCGAUUUUAGUUUCCUUACUCAAUAGUAGAGCAAACGCAUAACCGGGGAACGUUCGUGCGGUACCAAAAAUAAGUUUGUUUACGGUGAAAGAUAAACUGAUCGUUACUUUUUUGUUCGCGAAUUGCAGUAAACGCGGAUGUUUCGAGUGUUUGCCAUUAAUUAAAUUGAAUGAGUUUGACGGCUGUAAUUCCAAAUAUAAGCGCGUCCGUAUUUUUAGAGACAUACCCACCUGCAUUCCAAAAAAAUGUAAUCAUGGUAGGAAACAUGUUGCUAAAUUUAAAGAGAUUUCCUCGUCGCGGCGUAUGACGUAAUACAAUCGCAUUAUGCUUCCAUUUUUGAGCUUUUCAAUGAGCCAUAGGAAGAAUGGAAGGAAAAUCUAACGAUCAGCCGCAGCAGUGGUCGGUCCACGCGCAGUUUACAAUUUCUCAUCCUGGAAUCGACAAUCCAAAUGCGACACAACAUACUUUCGCGGAUCGCGAUGACAAUAGCGUCCGUAUGUCAUACUCUUGGACACCGCAAGCAAGCCAAGAAACUCCAGUCACAACUACUGCGCCAUCGUUUCCGCUGGGUCGCGGUGGUAGCCAAACGGAAAGUGCACCGACUGGCUAUGGAUUUCAAAGAGGUAACCUUUUGUUUACUUCCAUACCACCACGAAGAACCACCGUUCCCGAUCCGCAUUUACUAAGCGUUGCAAGAAGUGUGGACGAUUCGGGAUACCACAGCACACUGUCGCCCAAUACUGCUUAUAACCCAAAAUGUAGAAGUACCUGUAGCAUAGUUUUGUCUACAACAAUUGAUGAGCAACCGGAACUGGAAGAUCGCGCUCAGGCGCACUGCGAGCGUGCUCACAGUUUAAGGUGUCAAACACCGGCAGUUAAAACCGAUCGUCCUUCGAACUUUUACGGUUGUGGCGACCCCUGGUGCCAUCACUCUACGUACAGCGAUGCCGGUCCGAUUUCACCCAGUCUGCGUAGCGAAGCUUCAUGUUCAACCGGACAAACCGUGCUGCACAAACCGGCGAAACGGUUUGUAAACGUAGAAGACCGCAAAGACGUAGCCGUGCAAACGUUUGAGAUGGUCGACAAGUGCACUUCGCCUUUUCUUUUAAAACCACAAGACAGUUCGGAUGAGAGAUCCGAAAGAGACAAAGUAAAGAAGCGUUUUUCGUACAACAGUCGCAGUAGGACCGAACCUGUUGCGAGACGAUCGCAUUCCCAAUCUUCCUUUACGCCUGACAGUUUGGACAGUUUUCAGCCUCGAAGAAGAUUGGUUAGACAAUCACAGCGAACUUAUCUCAAAUCGCCGCCUCCUACAAAUACAAUGUCGCCCGAAUCGAAAACUGGUGAACAGAAAAAACCCAGAACGGUUCACAUAGACGUCUACUGUACUGGCACAGAGCAGGAAUCGGAAGACUCGGAUCACGAAAGUAAGUCAACGUCUUCGCCUCAAACUGUCUUUGAGUCUGAGAAACUUCUAAUCACGCACUCCCGCUCGACUAGCAACGAUCUGCCAAAUAAACUGAAAGAGCCUCCCCCAAAGCUGUUUCAGUUGAAAGCAGAAUCUGACGACGACGACACCACCACAGCGUAUCCAUCGCAAAUUAGCUCGUACUCGGCCAUAGGUCCCUUAUCGAGUUUUUCUUCAAGCAUUCCACCGUCUUGGUCCACUUACUCUAUGUCACAGGAUUUCGAUUCGGUCGCAAACACGUCGUGGAAGGACACAUUCUCCGACUUUGAUAGUGUCAAUCGCAGUCGCUCCAGUAUCGCGCUCACUGACAGUGUCGACUUCGUUCCUCGGCGAUUAUCGACGCCGCAUAAAAGCGCAAGUAUAGACGAACACCCGGAGAUACAACAAAAUACGCCGAGUUCUGUAAGUCUUAACCCGAGCGACAGUUUCGAGUAUGCUAACUCGGAGGACCGAUUGAGAAUCAAACAAAUGGAGCAAAUGUGGACGAAUCCCCACCUCGCGAACCAGUGGAAGUCGCCGCAAGUGGAACAAAAGCACCUGUUAGAGCAGAAAAAGUUAAAGGAGUACGUGGAGAAACGCCUCGAACCCGCUCGCCUACACAAAAUGGAAUCGCGCGAGAGCGACUCAGACUCUGACAUUUCAGAGAAGGGUUGGAGUGUCGUGAAGGAGUUGACCGUUCCGGAAUCGAGCACAAGCGAACACUCCCCGACCUUGAGGUCGCCCAGCGUUCUCGCCCUUCAAGAGAAAUUAACCUUAAAUCCCACGUUACGGUCUCCAUUUAUGGUCGUACCUGGAAUUUACACCGGUCAACGACUGGUGGCGAAAAAAUUCGGACCUGUGGUUAACGUGUUCAAAAAACCUGGCCACCAUAUCGGGCCGGUUAAGAACCCAGAAUGUCAGUGCGACCACUGUCGCGCGUACUUUAACCAUUACGGCAGAGGGCGCGCCAGGUCAUUUGGCGAGACUGCCUCGACCCUUCCCUGGUUAAAUUGGAACCGGGAGUCCUCCAAGUCUAAACAGUCGAAUGUCACGUAAACCGCUUUACUUUAAAUUUGCCUUUUUUAAUGAAAAGUUUAGCAAUUCGCAUUUUUUAUAUUUGCAUUUACUCUUUUUUUAAUUUUUUGUUGUGGUUUAAUAAAUGCGUUCAUUAUUUAAGUUUUUUUUAGUCUACACUUUUCGUACAUACCAAAACUACUGACAUGUAAGUUAGCAAGACCAUUCGGGGUUUUCCCAUGUAUGUAAUUGCAGUCGC
This is a messenger RNA of Photinus pyralis (common eastern firefly), 3162 nucleotides long. RefSeq lists its product as uncharacterized. The transcript has 2 exons. The record is from RefSeq and is a predicted model, not a curated record. The coding region runs from base 807 to 2945 and encodes 712 amino acids. Lineage: Eukaryota; Metazoa; Arthropoda; Insecta; Coleoptera; Lampyridae.